Messenger RNA from Hydra vulgaris (swiftwater hydra), 2460 nucleotides. Its product is annotated as protein-associating with the carboxyl-terminal domain of ezrin. Gene Ontology annotation, molecular function: ATP binding; protein kinase activity. The record is from RefSeq and is a predicted model, not a curated record. Gene Ontology annotation, biological process: protein phosphorylation. Lineage: Eukaryota; Metazoa; Cnidaria; Hydrozoa; Anthoathecata; Hydridae.
UUGAUUUCCAAUAGGAACUACGCUAUCCAGGUGAUUUAUGUUGAUAGUAGAAAAUGUACUUUUGCUAAGUACAGAGAAGUCAAAAAAGAGAUUGAACUAAAUAGUGGUGGAAAAAUAACUUGGUGGUAUAUAUAAAUACAUAAAAUGGGUUCUGAGAUAAGCUUAAUAUCUCAUUACAAAAUUGGACAGACAAUUCCUAUUGAUUCAGAUCUAAAAGUUUGUAUGGCUUCUGCAACUCAUAUUCACGAUGGAAAAAAAUAUACCACUUUUCAGUAUGAGAAAGAAAAUGGAAAAGUUCCUGAAAAUACAAAUAGGCAUUUAGAGUCUCUCAAAAUCAUUAGACAUCCAUACAUUCUGAAAUAUGUUACUUCUUUCGACAGUAGCCGGAAACAUGCAACCCUUGUUACAGAACACGUGAUUCCAUUGGAUGUGGCUGUUGAGAAGCAAGAGCCUGAAGAAAUAUUUUCUGGUCUGCACAAUAUUCUAGAAGCCCUUAUUUUUCUUCAUGAUAAGGCUUUGAUUUGUCAUAACAAAGUCAGUGUAUCUUCUGUGUUUGUAAGUGACGAUGGAAUAUGGAAAUUAGGUUCCUUUGAAUCAUCAACAAAGGUACUUCGGCUGUCAAAACAAAGUUUUGAAAAUGACAUUAUAGGAUACAAAGAAUUUUGUUUGAGUGUACUAGAAUAUUUAAAAGAUGAUGCUCAAAACACAAAAAAUUUUAUCAACCGAUUAGAGACAGAUUUUGGUGACAAGGAAAAUAUUGGUUCUUUGAAAAGUCUUUUAAGUGAUUCUUUCUUUAAAUUUCCAUUUUUAAAGACUUAUCAUGACCUUCAGAAUAUAACUCUAAAGUCUACAGUUGAAAGAGAAAUUUUUUACAGCACUUUAGCAAAACAUUUACAAACUUUUCCUCCGUAUGCUGUUAGUCAUCGAUUUGCACCAUUAUUGUUUUCACAUUUUGUCUUAACUGAUCCUUCUGCUGAUAAAAGCUUUUUAAAACAUUUAUUUUGUGCUGAUGAUUCUGCUGUCCCAAAUACAUACCCUAUUUAUGGUGCUGAUAAUUUUAAAAAGUACUCAUUGCCUUUCAUUUUAUCAUUAUUUGAAUCAAGAGAUGCUGCAAUCAGAUUAAUCCUUCUCAGAUAUUUUUCACUUUACUGCUUCUCUAUUGAAAAAGAAACUCUUACAGAUGUUGUUUUACCAGAACUGGUGAUUGGUUUAAAGGAUUCAAAUGAUGCAAUUGUGGCUGCUACAUUUCAGGCAUUAGCAGCUUUGGUACCUUUACUUGGAGGAAAGACAGUUGUUGGUGGUCAAUUUUAUAAAUAUUUCUAUGAUAUGAAACCAGAUUUUACUCGCAAUGCAGAUGACAGUACACUUACAACAAGCCAGGUUUUCCUGAUGCAUAAUUCUUUUGAACAUUUAAAUUCAUCAUCAUCAAUGGAAAAGUCUGAUGACUGCAUAGAAAAAAAGAAACAACAACGACUGGAAAGAGAAAAGCAGCGAGAAAAUCAGAAAAUUAAAAGAGAACAGCGCAGAAAACUACGCCAUGACAGUUUUCAAACUAAAAUUAAUCAAUCCACUGAAAUUGAAGGAGAUGAAACUGCUAAAACUGAAGGUAAUAAAGAUGAAACUGGUAAUCAAUCAGAUCCAGAUUGGGAAGGUUUUGAAGAAUUUUCAAGCAGCGGAUCUGAUUCAAGAGAAGAGAACAAAAGAGAUCCGCAAACAGAAGAUCUUACCGAAAAUAAUUGGAAUUGGGAUAAUGAUAAUCAAAAAAACAAUACUAAAUUUAGUCAUCUGAAUUCAACUGAUAUAAGUUCUAAAUCAAAUCAUCAUAAUAAUGCUUUAACAUUAAAUUCAAAACUAUUACUAAGCAACCAGUUACAGCCAGACAAUUCUUUUACAGAGUCGUCAUUUCAGCUCGAUACUUUGCACUUACCAACAAUUAUUGGGAAUGAUGGCAAUAUUCAAACUGUACAAACAAAAUCUAUUGAGAAUGAUGGCAUUAUUCAAACUGUACAAACAAAAUCUGAAAAAAAUAUUUUUAAAAACAAUACUACAAUAAAUAAUAAUUCAAUAAAAGAAAAGAAUCUUAAAAAAGAUUUAGGAAGUGAGUUUGACAUCCAAGUGUUGAAUAAACUAGCAGAACCAGAUUAUUUUGUUGAUAUGGUUCCAAAUUUUAAAAAUGAAAUAAAAACUGUAGUUAUUGAUAUAAAUACUGUUCCAACUGUUAGUUCAAAAUUUGCAGUUACCGAGAUACUUCAGGAUGAACCAACUGCUUGGGAUGAUGAUGGAUGGGGAAGCGAAUAGCUAUAGAUUUUUAUUUUCUUUUUAAAUUAAGAGUGUAAUUUUUUAUUAUUUUUUUAUUUGUCAUAGUUAUUAAUUUAUUUUUGAUUGUAAAUAAAUUUUAUUGAUCACAAUGAAAAGAUUUUAACAAAAUUGUUUAGGUUUUGAUUUUUAAAUGUAUUUCCA